Molecule: messenger RNA, 1374 nt
Organism: Hyposmocoma kahamanoa
Lineage: Eukaryota; Metazoa; Arthropoda; Insecta; Lepidoptera; Cosmopterigidae
Exons: 1
Coding region: 1-1374 (457 amino acids)
Source: RefSeq, a predicted model, not a curated record
AUGGAUGAUUUCAGAAAGUUCCUUAAGAAUCGUGCAGAUGUCUUAGAAACUAUUUUUAGAUCCAAAAGGGAUAAGGAUAGAAACAGUAACAAAAUUGAAACGACAAAUAACAAGGGCUCUUAUAGACAAGAUAAAAACAUAAAUACAUUUGUCAUUUCAGCCAAACAAAGUAACAACAAGGGUCGGCCGUGCGUCGUGUGCCACGGCGACCACCGCGUGUACGACUGCACAGUCUUCAAGCAUCUCACCGUCGUCGAGGAGAGAUGGGCGCAGGCUUCUAAACUCCAACUGUGCCAUGUCUGCUUGCGCGCGGAUCAUGAGUCGCGCAAUUGUAAAUUGGGCGGCUGCCGUGUGUGUAAGAAACGUCACAACACAUUUCUACACAAAGACACAACACAACCCACACCUCAACCUAGUAGUGCUAACAUGGAUCAGAGCGCACAGUCCACUUCCGCCAUUGUUCAGGCUCCUCUAAACCCUAAUGUGAACAUACCGAGUGUGUCCACAUCGGCGCUGUCCAGUAGUGAAGUUCUAUUGUCCACAGCGUUAGUUGAAAUAUUUAAUCCUUGCAACAAUAGGAAAGAAAUAGUGAAGGCUCUGUUAGAUUGUGGAAGUCAAUCUUCUUACAUAAGUGAAAGCUUGAAGCUUCACUUACAAUUACCCUCACUACCCUUAACUGCCACAACCAUUUUAGGUAUAGGCAACACCCCACUAAAAUGGGUCCCUGGGCGCUGUACAGCCCAUAUACAAUCAUUGUCGGAAAAUUUUACGGCUAAAUUAGACUUUUUAGUCCUUAAUGAAAUAACUGAUAAUUUACCAAGAAAAUAUUUUGAUAAAAAUAAAUUACAAAUACCUUCAACGAUGAGACUGGCGGAUCCUACCUUUAAUAUCCCCUCUCACAUAGACGUCCUUUUAGGUGCUGACAUCUUCUGGCACAUAGUAGGAGGUCAACAAAAACCCUUGGCCAACAAGCCAACCAUGCUCAUUGAAUCAAAAUUAGGUUGGGUGAUAGCGGGCUCCGUGGUGAGCACGAACCUUGCCACCAACUCUCUCACUACUCGAAGCAAUCUCUGUCUUGCUGAUAUUUCUUCUCAAAUGACUAAGUUUUGGGAGAACGAGGAGCUACCCUCAGCAGAGCUUUGUUCGAGUAGGAACAGUUCUUCCGUCAAGCACCCGAUAGAAGAACAUUUUACUGAAAAUACUAAUCGCUUAGAAAGCGGUCGUUUUGUUGUCAGACUUCCAUUAAAUGAUACGCCAGAUUGUCUGGGUAAUACAUUUUACAUGGCUAAAAAACGUUUACUUAAUUUAGAGAAACGUUUUCAUAAACAACCUGAACUAAGAAACACAUACCACAAUUUUAUAGAUGAAUAUUAA